This is a messenger RNA of Setaria italica (foxtail millet), 2189 nucleotides long. Its product is annotated as la-related protein 1B. Gene Ontology annotation, molecular function: RNA binding. The record is from RefSeq and is a predicted model, not a curated record. Lineage: Eukaryota; Viridiplantae; Streptophyta; Magnoliopsida; Poales; Poaceae. The transcript is spliced from 6 exons. Bases 331 to 1761 code for a protein of 476 amino acids.
GCGUCCAUCCACCGCCCGUGGGAAGGGAAGGGAAGGGAAGAGCAGCGAGCGUCGCAGGCAUCGGCUCCGCCUCCGCCCCGCCCGCCGCCGCCGCCGCCUCACCGGCCCCCCUCCUCCUCAUCCCCCGAUCCAAUCCCCGAUCGCCGACCCUCGCAUCGCCUCGCCGCGCGGCAAUAUUUGGAACCCUUGUCACCGAUCGCCUCAUGCUGUACCACUGACCGAUCCCGCCCCCGCCCCCCACCUCCGCCGCCGCCGUUCGCUCAGUCGCCUCCGCCUUUUGUCUCCCGCCUCCUAGAAGCUCUAUCCCUCCGUCGGAUUAGGGUGCGGACGAUGGCUACCAGCGCCGACGCGCAUGCUGCCGUUGCUGGGGCCGGGACGCCCCCGUCCGAUAGCCCGGUUGGGGCGAAGAAGGCUGGGGCGGCGGCCGCCGCAUGGAAGCGCCCCGGGGCCGCGACGGUGCCAGCCGCGGUGGCGGUUGAAAACCCCAUCAUGGACGUGGAGUCCUGGCCGGCGCUGCCCGGACUGGCGUCUCCCCCGCCACCGGCUGCGGGGCUGGCGGCCAAGGCGUCACCAAAGGCCGCUUCUCCCGCUUCCACAGUGGCGGUGAUCUCGCCAGUCUCUUUGGGCAAUUCGGGCGCUCCGGAUGCUAACCCUGGCAAUGAGGCUCCUGUGCGCAAUCCUGUGGCCCAGCGUGCUCUGGUGAUGCCUGCGGCGGAUGGGCUGGAGAAGAAUGCCCCUGCCCCAGAACCGUCCCCUGUCUAUGUGCCUAAUGCCCAGAGCAACGGCGGAGAUUUUCAUCAUCAGAGUGGACGUUUUGGUUCCCAUGCCCAUGGCCGUGGUGGUGGCUAUGGUGGGGGAAACAGGAGGGGCAAUGGCAAUGGUGGAGGUGGGGGUCGACGUGGGAACGAGCACCACGGGGGUUUUGAUGGGCCACGGCGUGGAGGUGGCCGCAGAGAUGGGCAUGGACCAGUUCACCAGCAUCGUGGCCACCAGCCAACAUACGUUAGGGCUCCUCCUGCUCUGGCUGUUGUAGCAGGAGCACCUCCGCCGCCACCACCAUUCGUUAGCCCUACUACUCAGACACCACCUUAUGGGGCACCUAUGGGCUUCCCAGCAGACAUAGUGCCGCAUGUUUACUAUUUUCCGGUGUCACCUUCCACGGAAGGCAUUCAAGGCCUGCCUUUUGUGCCUCAUCCGGCAAGCCCCCAGGCUAUGUUAGUUGAUCCUCUUCGAAAGGAGCUUCUGGUGCAAAUUGAUUACUAUUUCAGUGAUGACAAUUUGUGCAAGGACACAUUCUUGCGGCAACACAUGGAUGACCAAGGCUGGGUGCCAUUAUCCCUGAUUGCUGGCUUCCGCAAAGUCAAAGAUUUGACUAACAAUAUACAGUUUAUCUUGGAAACAGUCAUGCUGUCUACCGUUGUGGAAGUACAGGGUGAUAAGCUAAGAAAGCGUGGAACAUGGGGGAAUUGGCUGCUUCCAAAACCAAAUCAUUAUGCUGGAAGUUCUUCUGGUUUGUUAUCCCCUGUGACAUCUAGCAUUGAUUCGCUGGUAUCUCAGUUUCAUUCUGUUGGACUUGAGGGGGCAACAUACCAUGGUAACAUGCAAGGAAUGCCUGGUGAAGCUCUUCUGACUAGAUCAGUGACUUCAGUUAGUCUAGGAGGUUAUCAUGCACCAACCUUGGGUGGGCUACACAACAAUGGGAGUGGACAACUUUUCGGACCAAAGGCAGCAAGAAAUUUACUGAGGAGCGAUACCUUCUGAGGCUAUAUGCUCGAGAGAUACGAAGUAUAACGGCAGGCCGAGUUUUCACAGUGACGGCAUGCACACCUUAUCUAAGUACGAGGUGUAAAGAUCAGUUGGUUAAAAAAGCAAAAAAAAAAACAAAAGCAUAAUACAAAAAAAUAGAGAUAGAAAUAUACAAAAACUGAAAAAACAAAAAAAAAAAAGAAAAAUGAAAAAGGUGAAAAAGAAGAAGAGGGGGCAUAGGUAGAUUGUAUCGGAACUCUUGUUCUUUCUGAGAUGUGUUACUACCCAGUCACUAGGCUUGUAUCUGAAUGCAGCAGUUUGAUGUCUCUUUUUGUGUGAACCGAGUUAUUUCAAGUGUCGUGAACGGUAUCAUUCAGAAACUGUGGAGUGAACAAAAAUAUAUAAAAGUAGGUGACACUAUUAUUAAUUCUUGUGUUCCUCGA